AUGGAGGACAACGGGCAGCGAAGACUAUCUAUCCUUUCGGACAUCGAGCUUGUCAAAUGUGUGAUGAUAGGGGACGACGAGUCAGGGAUUCAGAUGAUGAUGAAGAAGUAUGCUCAAUAUGUCGGUGUACCGUAUGGCGAACAGGACGCAGAGCUUAUUACUGCAUUCAACGGCAGAAAGUGUAUUUUCCGAGCUGCUCCCGCUAGAGAUUUUGAGGAUCCCCAUGUGUUUCUACUAUGUGUAUCAGUGGCCCGUCAAGCUAGUGCAGAGGAAACUGUGCGGAUGAUCCUCGACACAGUGAUUGAACGCAUACGUGGCAUUCCUUUCGUUCUUGUCGGGACCCAAAUUGACAAGAGGCUAUCUAUGCUCAUCGAGAACUACGGCAGUGGCCAAACAAAGUACCUUCCGAUGCCCUUGAAUCAGGCGGAGUCGUUCGCUAAACGUAUUGGAGCUAGCAAAUAUUUGGAGUGUUCGGAGAUUACGGGGGAAGGCUUGGACGAAGUUUUCGAAGAAGCAUUUUCGGUCGGCUACAACUAUGCAUUGGAGCAACUUCGUGGCUACAGAAGGAAAAUGUCGGAGGCGAACAUGCCGAAGGAACGAAAAAUUAGUUGCAUUACUCAAUAA
Necator americanus (New World hookworm) is the source of this 624-nucleotide messenger RNA. RefSeq lists its product as uncharacterized. Bases 1 to 624 code for a protein of 207 amino acids. Gene Ontology annotation, molecular function: protein kinase binding; GTPase activity; GTP binding. The transcript has 4 exons. The record is from RefSeq and is a predicted model, not a curated record. NCBI's taxonomy places the organism in Eukaryota, Metazoa, Nematoda, Chromadorea, Rhabditida, Ancylostomatidae. Gene Ontology annotation, cellular component: cytoplasmic vesicle; cell projection; cytoskeleton. Gene Ontology annotation, biological process: regulation of cell shape; regulation of actin cytoskeleton organization; cortical cytoskeleton organization.